Molecule: messenger RNA, 2193 nt
Organism: Gymnogyps californianus (California condor)
Lineage: Eukaryota; Metazoa; Chordata; Aves; Accipitriformes; Cathartidae
Exons: 6
Coding region: 51-722 (223 amino acids)
Source: RefSeq, a predicted model, not a curated record
UUAGGCUCCACAAGCAACAGGUAACUAGCCCCCGGUCUCCUGCAGAGAAAAUGCUGUUCAGCUCCUGCCCGCUCUGGAAAACACUGGGUUUUAUAAGUUUAGCAGCGCUUCUUGCAGAUGUUACUGAAAUUGGAGCUUUUGCCAGUCCAAGUGAAUGUAAAAGUGCAACCAUAGAUGACGUGAAUGAGAGUCUUGAGAAAUAUUCAAACUGCUUUCAUGAAAUGAUCGCCAAGGGUGAAAAAGCUUCAAUUAAUUUGCUUGUCUGGACACUGCAAGAAACACUUGAUCUCCUGCGCCCUGUUCAAGAGAAAUUUUGCAAGCAGCUACCUCCAUGCCCACUCCCACUAGCCCCUAGAAACGGCGGCCUGGUAUGUGUCACCAUUGACAAUGCUCAGUACUGCAAACCCAUGUGCAACAAGGGUUAUGACUUUCAGUUCCCCAGAAGAAGUAGACUCUAUGAAGUAUGUGGCAACACCACCGGGUUUUCCUGGACAACACAGCUUGUUGGGGGACGGGCACUGGCUGUUUGUAACCCCUCUGAGACGGCCAUCAGUGGAGCUGAAUCUGCCUAUUUCCCCACCAACAGCACCUGUCUGCACACAUUAGCCUCCACUGCAACUCAGACGGAGCAGCUAAACAUCUUCCUCAAAGAGCUUGGUGAGCAAGGCAUCAAUGGCUCCAACCGUGACAAGGAAGCUGAUUGUAUCCUCUGUGGUUACUAACACCAACAAGCUUGUGCCACAGAUCAGCCAGCCAUCUGCAAUCUGACAUGGGUAUUUUGACAAGAGAAGCGGAGCGGUGAAAUCAUUGCUAAGACAUGUAAACAUACAGCUUUUAUUUAGUUAAAGGACUAGAGAUCAUAGUCAUAAUUUGACCUCAGCUCUUGGGUACAGAUAAAUAGGCUAAACCUAAUCACAUAGCUCAUGGCAGAGGUGUUUCAAAGAAAGAAGAUCACUUUUAGGGCUUAAAUUUGUCUAGCUGGAAUUAAAUAAGAAUUAGAGUUGUUCAAUGGAUUAGUUAAACACAGUAAUUGUUAUCAGAAAUCAUCUUCUGUCAGGACUCAUUUACUGAGAAAGGGUCAUACUUUUAGUUGCUUUUACAAUUGCCAAUUAAUCACUCUUGUUGCUCUGAUGACCAUUAAAGCAAUGCAAGUCACAACAGUUACUGGCUGUAGGGGUAUAAUUCUUUAUUCAUGUGCCUGCUUGAUUGGGAUUUAAAUCAGGCUGUACACACAGCUGUUCAAGGUGCUGUGUUUUGCAUGAGCUACAAACCUGAAGCACUGUAGUUUGUUGGUGGGACAACUUAAAGGCUUCUCCUCUAUUUAUCACCUUGAGGACAUCCCACAGAAAGACAUAGCCUUUAGGUAUACUUCAACACACUUCCAGGAGUCAAAAAGUGCCCUGUAUGCUUGCUGAAACCAGGCAAAAUGGCAGGAAAAAUGUAACAUCUCAAUCCAGUACAAAAUGUGAGAACUGGGAUUGCCCUAAACUAGCAGGUAUUUGCAUCGUGUCUUCUCUGCCAAACAGAUGAAGGAGGUGGGUGUUGAGGGACCUGCAUGAGAAGCUCUCUAGUUCGUGUGCCAGCUUCAGUCUCCUCUGUUCAGUCCCUGUGGGGCAAAACCAUGGUGGUUCUGGACAGAAAGUCCUACUGACCCUUGGUUUGCUCUAACAACAGCUGUGCCCAACCUAUGGGAUCCAGGGCUGCAAAGGCUCUUCUGCGCUCACACUUCCUUGCACACCCUGGGCUUAUGUGGCACACACACCUGCGGGGCCUCCCUUAGGCAGAGACUGCGGUUACCACAAGCUAUGGCUUAGCUUCGGAGGGAAAGUACAAAAGCAAAUGAGGUCUGGUUGGUAAUAGAGUUGAGACGGGCCGUAUUUAGGGUAGAGCUCUAGGGCUUUGGGCUGAGUGCAGGGCUGACCUGUUGAGAUGCUCUGGUCUCAGCACAGUAGUGCUGGGGCAGCUGCUGGUCCUAGCCCGAUAUUUCUACAGCUUCUGGCUAGUAGUCCUCCCCACUUUUCCCCCUCUACAUUCUGUUUCUAAACCUGGUCUAAACUGGGGCAGGUUUGGCUGUUGCCAGAGUUAGCAAAAAUUUAGCUGGUCAUCUGAAUUUGUAACAGCUCUAAACAAGAACAAAUAUCCAAGUAAUUUUUUUGUCAUUGAUUCUUCUCAUGAAAUAAAAAAAACACGUGU